ACGUUUUCCCAAUGAACCAUCGAACUUUGGUUCACGCUAUCAGAUAGACUUUUUCUGCAAUAAUUCAAAAGAUUGAUGGACAUGGAGGCCGGGGAUGAUCGGAAACUUGUUUCAAGCUGGCCUAAUGUUCAAUUCGUACCUGAAUCGUAUGUGCACCCACCAGAAAAAAGACCUGGGAAGCUCGUCGUUCAACCGUGCAAAACAAUUCCUGUUGUUGAUUUUGAGGGCCAUGAUCAAACCCAGAUCAUUCAGCAAAUUGUGAAAGCUACCGAGGAGUUUGGAUUUUUCCAGGUCAUCAAUCAUGGAGUUUCCAAGAAAUUAAUGGAUGAUGCAAUGGGGGUUUUCAAAGAAUUCCAUGGCAUGUCUUGGAAGGACAAGACAAGUCAACGUUCCAAGGACCCCAAUAAAAGCUGCAGAUUCUACAGGAGCAGUGAAAAGUACACAACUGAGGAGGUUCACGUCUGGAGGGAUGCACUGACACACCCUUGUCAUCCUUUCGAGGAAUACAUGCAAUUUUGGCCUGCAAAGCCAACUAGAUACAGGGAGGUUGUUGGGGAGUAUGUGCAAGAACUAAGAAAGUUGGGGGAUCAAAUCUUGGAGCUGCUUUGUCAAGGAUUGGGACUUAGUACCAGUUAUUUCAGCGGGCCGGGACUUGUUGAAAAUCCUGUACUGUUGGUUAAUCACUAUCCCCCAUGCCCAGACCCAAGUUUGACUCUAGGAAUACUCAAACACAGAGACCCUAGCCUCAUCACCAUACUACUUCAAGAAGAAAUUAAUGGACUUCAAGUCUUCAAAGAUGGUGAAUGGAUUGGUGUUGAGCCUCUUCCUCAUGCCUUUGUAGUUAACGGAGGUUAUGUGUUGCAGAUGAUCACCAAUGGGAAGCUCAAAGGUGCUGAACAUCGAGCAGUCACAAAUUCAAGCAUUUCUCGAACAUCCGCUGCCUUCUUCAUUUAUCCUAGUAAGGACAGCAUUAUAGAACCUGCAAAGGCCCUGAUAAAUGCAUGCAAUCCCCCACAGUACAGAUCCAUGAAAUUUGAAGAUUUUCAGAAAACCUUCUUGGCUAGAUCUGGCAAUGCUGAAGCAGUGAUGCAGUUUAUAAGCUCCAUGCAUGACUCAUAAUGAAGCAAGCUAGAGAUCAACCUAGAAGAUGCUAUAUAUAUAUAUAUAUAUAUUCUCUUUGGCACUAGGCAUGCAUAUAUGCAA
This is a messenger RNA of Juglans regia (Persian walnut), 1203 nucleotides long. RefSeq names its product hyoscyamine 6-dioxygenase-like. Lineage: Eukaryota; Viridiplantae; Streptophyta; Magnoliopsida; Fagales; Juglandaceae. The transcript is spliced from 4 exons. Bases 76 to 1119 code for a protein of 347 amino acids. The record is from RefSeq and is a predicted model, not a curated record.